Molecule: messenger RNA, 2240 nt
Organism: Hemicordylus capensis (graceful crag lizard)
Lineage: Eukaryota; Metazoa; Chordata; Lepidosauria; Squamata; Cordylidae
Gene: SLC25A34
Product: solute carrier family 25 member 34
Exons: 5
Coding region: 315-1259 (314 amino acids)
Source: RefSeq, a predicted model, not a curated record
CUCUUGCCAGCCUGCCAGCCCCGUGAACUUUCCCCUACAUCCAGCCGGGUUCCCGCCCAGGCCCGGCCCCUUCGCUCGCUGGCACUGCAGGCAAUAAAAGGCCGGCCCAGGCUGGGAGGGGCUCCAGAGAGGGAGCCGAGGCUGGCAACGCAGAGCCCCGGAGGCAGAGGGGGCAGCCGCCCGGGGCAGGCAUGAGUUCGCGUGGCCUUGCCGUGGGGCAGCUGGCCAGCUGACCUGGCUUCCGCCUGGAGGAGGAGGAGGAGGAGGAGGAGGUCUUUCUCCCAGCCCCCUCGGCCUCCCGGCUGGCCCUCGCCAUGGCCCCCUCGCCCCCCGGCCCCACAGCCGCCACCAUCUCUGUCUCGCCGCCCGUGGACUUUGUCUUGGGGGCGGCCGCCUGCUGCAUGGCCUGCGUGUUCACCAACCCUCUGGAGGUGGUGAAGACCCGGCUGCAGCUGCAAGGGGAGCUCCUGGCGCGGGGCACCUAUCCCCGCCACUACCGGGGGGUGCUGCAGGCCCUGGUGGCCGUCAGCCGGGCCGACGGGCUGCGGGGGCUGCAGAAGGGGCUGGCGGCCGGGCUGCUCUACCAGGGGCUGAUGAACGGCGUGCGCUUCUGCGCCUUCUCCCACGCCGAGGACCUCGGCUUGACCCGGCAGCCCGGAGGGACCAUCGUGGCCGGAGCCGUCGCCGGGGCCCUGGGCGCCUUCGUGGGGAGCCCGGCCUACCUGGUCAAGACCCACCUCCAAGCCCAGACGGUGGCCGCCAUUGCCGUGGGGCACCAGCACAACCACCAGAGCGUCUCCGGCGCCUUCGAGAGCAUCUACAAGGCGCAAGGGCUGCUGGGCCUGUGGCGGGGAGUGAACGGCGCCGUGGCCCGCGUCAUGGUGGGCUCGGCCGCGCAGCUGGCCACCUUCGCCUCGGCCAAGGAGUGGGUCCAGAAGCACAAGUGGUUCAAGGAAGGCAGCUGGUUGGUGGCCCUCACCAGCGGGAUGAUCAGCAGCGUGGCCGUGGCCGUGGCCAUGACGCCCUUCGACGUGGUCAGCACCCGGCUCUACAACCAGCCUGUGAAUGAGAUGGGCGCGGGCCAGCACUACCGGGGCUUCCUGGACUGCUUCGUGCAGAUCUCCGGCAGGGAGGGGCCGCUGGCCCUCUACAAGGGGCUGGGCCCGGCCUACCUGCGCUUGGGGCCCCACACCAUCCUCAGCCUCCUCUUCUGGGACGAGCUGCGGAAGCUCACCUGGCAGCUGCAGCAGGGCACCUGAGCCCCCCGUCCCUCGCCCUGCGCCCCCCGCCCCCCUGAUGGGACCAGACAGGCGCCUCCGCUGCUCCUCUGGACUGGGGCCGAGCCCCCGCGGCGGCCUUGGGCCAGGUCUCCGGGGAGGGGGCCGCUGCCUCCUCGCUGGGACCCCACGAGGGCAGAUGGCCGACCCCCAACACCCCCGCCUCGAAAGCCAGGCUGGGGUCCCGUGGAGGCCGCCCCUCCCUGCGGCUUUGCUGGACUUCUUGCAGGCGGGAUGCUGAGCAGGGGAACCAACCGCUGGAUGGUGAAGGGUCGCGGGGGGGGGCUGCCAUGGGGGGGCUCCCCGGCCUCUCGGACUGCUUCCUGGUGGGUCCUGAGCUUUGGGUCCUGAGACAGACCCACACUGGCUCCCGGGCCCCCGAGGCUGGAGGCAGAGCAGCCCAGACCUGCGAGGGGGACCGCUGGGAGCCCCUCUGCUCUGGGGGUGGGUGGGUGGAGCCGUGGGUCAGAGUCCAGAAGGGGGGCCCCACUCCAGGAGUGCCUCAGGCCAGGCUGUCCUUGUGGCCCUUCCAGAGAGCUGGCUCCAGAAGCCGGUUAGUCCGUCCCCGGAAGGAGGGGAGGCCACGGUGGCUGCCCACGGCUCAGAGGCAGGCCACGCUCCAUCCCAGGGGCCGGCUGGCGGGGGGAGCCUCAGACCGCCCUUCCCGGAGGCAUCGGCAUCUCCAACGGGGGGGGGACCCUCACCCUCACCCAGCACCUUUGGUCUGAGGCGGUCCAGUUGCUCUUGGGGGGCUUGGCCGGCCGGGCUGGGCCCCAGUUCAACAGGGGCGGCUUUUUCCGGGCCAGACAGGCCCAAGUCCAUCAGGGCCCCCCCCCCCCGGCCACCCGCCACCGACCCUGCACAGAGAGCCUCCCUCCAGCAGCUGCUGCUGCUGCUGCUGCUGUCACCGGAGCCCGGCCCGGUGCUGCUGCUCCUUGUUGCCAAAUAAAGAUGUUUUCUACA